AUGUCUUCCUCCAUUAUUAUCACCUCGGCUGCAAAUGCCAAUGAGAAAGUCGCACCGCCCAUGGUCCCACUAGAGCUCUCCUUCGACCCAGAAGUUCUUGACUCUCUGGCCAAAUGGUUCCAUCCACGAUCUGCAGAUGGUGACUGGUGGUGGGAGAUUAUGGGUGGUCAUCUCGAGACCAUGCUCUCCGCUGCUGGCUACUCUAUCACCGACCAGUCUAUAGCUCUCUUAUUCUUCUAUCACUGGGUGUCGCCCCGCCUGGGUCCUAGGCCGACUAGCUCCAAGGCCGACUGGAAGAGUUUCAUGACGGAUGAUCACUCCCCUGUUGAGUAUUCCUGGAAAUGGGGGUUUGGCGACGAUGCGCCUGCCGUCCGCUAUAGCAUCGAGCCGAUCGGUUGCCAUGCAGGCACACGGGAUAUCCUCAAUCAAAAAGCCACCUGUGAACUCCUCACGCAGCUCCACCGCAGCCGGCUUCAGGGGCUCGAUCUGGACUGGUUCAAUCACUUCAAGCACGCCCUCCUGGGCCCCGGAACCCCAGCCUUCAAGUCCAAGGCCGCAAACCUGUCUCAAUCCACUCUCUUCAUGUCCUUUGAGAUUGCCGAUGCCGCUCGUCCUGUAGGUGUCAAGGCCUACUUUCUUCCCGUGGAUGCCCCUGGCAACAGCAGCAGCGAGCAGAUCUUUCGGGCUAUAGCCUCCACCUGUCCCAACCUCGUGGCUGUCAAUCAGCUGCAGGGCUUUCUCUGUGACGAUGUCCACGGCCGCACCAUCAGGCCCUUCAUGCUGGGCAUUGAUUGUGUCAGUUCCACAAAGUCCCGCCUAAAGAUAUACUCGCGUUCCCGGGCCACCAGCUUUGAUAUGGUCCGUCGUGUCAUGUCCGUUGGCGGUCAACGCCGGGGCCUCGAAGAGGCCGAGAAGGAGCUUCAUCAGCUCUGGAAGCUGACCUUGGGCUUACCCGACGACUUCCCCGUCAACAAAGAGCUCCCCUUUAACUCACACGAGACAGCGGGAGUACUCUUCUACUUCGAUGUAGCACCUGAUAAACGGGCCCUCCCUGACGUUAAAGUUUAUAUUCCAGUGAGGCACUAUGCUCCCAGUGACGAGGUGUCCGCCAAUGGCUUAGUUCAAUACUUGAACAGUCAGGGUCGGGGUGCUUAUACACAGCAAUAUCUCGAAACGCUAGAGACUCUAGCGAUAGGAGAGAGUAUGAGCGAGUCAAACGGUGUGCAAACGUAUAUCAGCUGCGCCUAUAACAACAGUGGCAAAUUGGUCAUCACAUCGUAUAUAACCCCCCAGUUCUACCACCCACAUUGGUUUGAAGGAGGCCUUGGCAAUUGA
Messenger RNA from Clonostachys solani, 1335 nucleotides. Lineage: Eukaryota; Fungi; Ascomycota; Sordariomycetes; Hypocreales; Bionectriaceae. The record is from the annotation of a GenBank genome assembly.